AUGGUUCUUCUCCGCGGACACAAACAUCGAGGGGACACUGCGAAGAGACGCUCCAGGCGGAAUCUCACGAGCUGCAGACGUCCAGGACUCAUGCGCAUGCUGCGAACCAGCGCAAAAGACACAAGCCUGGUAGUGUCGGAUCCGCGGUCUGCGGGCCUUUGUCCCUCUGCCUUUCGAAAGUACGAGAUGGCCAUGAAGCACGCAUCCCGCAAGAAUGUGAUUCCGGGCUGCGCCAGCGUUGUGCUCAAAAAGGGGGAAGUCGUGCAAGCCAAAGCCUUUGGCUUUGCAGACUUGGAGGCGCACCGGGCAUUCCGGCUGGACACCAUCUGCCGCGUCUUCUGCGUGACCAAAACUUUUGUAACGGUGGCGUUUAUGAUGUUGGUAGAAGACGGGCUGGUGCGACUGGAAGAUCCGGUGGUCAAGUUCCUGCCGGCCUUCACCGAUGUCCAGGUGGUCGCCUCGCGCUCCUGCGAAGAGUCUCCUCCCUCCAGACUCUGCAGACCCAAGCGGACCAUGCGAAUGCACCACCUGUUGACUCACACCUCCGGUCUGUCGUAUGGCUCUGGCUUCGGCGAGGUUCCCAGCGAUGCCACAGAGGAAGGCUAUGCCAAGCUUAUGGGCGAUGUAGACUGCGGACAAGUCCGAAGUCUGGCCGUUUUUGUGAAUCGCCUGGCGAAGGUUCCUUUGCGAUUUCACCCGGGCGACUCCUAUGCCUACGGCUUUUCCACCGACGUGCUGGGCCGUGUCGUGGAGAUUAUCAGCCGGAAGACCUUGGAAGAUUUCUUGCAAGAGAGGAUCUUCCGACCCCUCGGCAUGGACGACACCGGGUUUUCUGUGCCGGACGACAAGCUUCACCGUUUGGCGGCAUGCUACGGCAAUGCGAGCACCUGGGGGAGGCUCUAUGGAGACGUGUCCGGAAGGACCCCGCUUGUCUCCCGAGCGGGCCUGAUUCGACUGGACGGUGACCGUCCGGAGGACAGCGCCUGGCGCCAGGGUCAGGAAUGCAAGGUGCAGUCUGGCGGAGGCAUCAUGGGGCACCUGCAGGGUGGUUUGGUCAGCACCGUGGCCGACACCAUCCGAUUCGUGCGAAUGUUGGUCCACCGUGGUGUGUCUGGCGACGGGCGCAGGAUCCUGGCAGAGGACACAAUCGCGACCCUCGAGUCCGCACGCAAAGACAGUGGUCUGGCAAACGAGGAGAAGCAGUGCCUGUUGGGGGCGCUAGCGGGCUUCAGCGGCCACGAGUUCGGCUGGGGUGGGGCGGCGUGCACCUACUGGUCGGUCGACCGAAAAGAGAACAAUGCCAUCGUCUGGUUUACACAGCACAUAGACAUGCCAGAGUGGGAGGACCAGUCGGUGGUAAGCAAGGAGGAGGCGGACAUCUGGACGGUGCUGAAGAAUGGCCGAAGACCCAGGUCGAGGUGUCUUAAAACCCCAAGCAAGUUCAGCAGCCGGUCAUCCAUGGCCUGCGCUUUGAGGAGACAGAAGGGUUUUCCACUGUGCUGCCGGUGCAGAUGCAGUCGCAGAUGA
Symbiodinium sp. CCMP2592 is the source of this 1527-nucleotide messenger RNA. NCBI's taxonomy places the organism in Eukaryota, Dinophyceae, Suessiales, Symbiodiniaceae. The record is from the annotation of a GenBank genome assembly.